This is a messenger RNA of Macaca mulatta (Rhesus monkey), 336 nucleotides long. Lineage: Eukaryota; Metazoa; Chordata; Mammalia; Primates; Cercopithecidae. The record is from RefSeq and is a predicted model, not a curated record.
AUGACAGGCGCCCACCACCACAGCAACUUCCCAACCAAGCAAGCUGCCAUUUCCAACUACUGCCGACCCCCGCUGACCGUGGCAGUGUUUCGCGACGAGGUGGAAAUCGAGGACUUCCAAUAUGACGAGGACUCGGAGACGUAUUUCUGUCCCUGCCCAUGUGGAGAUAACUUCGCCAUCACCAAAGAAGAUCUGGAGAAUGGGGAAGGCGUGGCAAUGUGUCCUACCUGCUCUCUCCUUACAAAAGUGACUUAUGACAAAGAUCAGUCUGCGUGUGGAGAAACGGUCCCAGCCCCUUCAGUCAACAAAGAAUUAAGAAGCAAGUCCGUAACAUGA